Molecule: messenger RNA, 531 nt
Organism: Exophiala spinifera
Lineage: Eukaryota; Fungi; Ascomycota; Eurotiomycetes; Chaetothyriales; Herpotrichiellaceae
Exons: 1
Coding region: 1-531 (176 amino acids)
Source: RefSeq, a predicted model, not a curated record
AUGACAAUAACAACAACAACAUCAUCGUCAUCGUCAACUACAACAACCACAACGACAACAUCGUCAACAACACUAGCGACAGCACCAGCAGCAGCAGCAGAAUCAGGGGCCUCAUCGACAGAAGCGACUACUCCCACUAAACCCAUGAUCGGCUCCGGCCAGAAUCUAUUGACAAGGCAUGUCUCCUCGGUCUUCGCAGCUCUACACAACAACGGUCUCAUCCUGGGCCUGCGGUGUGGGAUUCAGGUCCCCAUCCUGUCUCCUCCGUGCACGUCCAAGGUCCCCUUGAGUUUGCACCCGAGUAAGACGCAGAUGACGGUCCUGCACAUCCCGUGGAUAGACCGGUUUCCCUUCCCGGGCAUGAGGGACAAGGUGAUUCGGCUCAACGGCAUGUUUGACGAGGAGGAGUUCCUGAACGACAUGUUCCAGAUGAGUACUUUCGACAUCCUACCCGAUUCGGUGAGCUGGGAUCCGAAUGCGUGGAUCAUGACCCAGAGUUUUGAGGAGAAAUGGGGGUUUUUGUUCUUGUAG